This is a messenger RNA of Eucalyptus grandis, 809 nucleotides long. Its product is annotated as protein NUCLEAR FUSION DEFECTIVE 6, mitochondrial. Gene Ontology annotation, cellular component: mitochondrion. The transcript has 3 exons. The record is from RefSeq and is a predicted model, not a curated record. Bases 80 to 370 code for a protein of 96 amino acids. NCBI's taxonomy places the organism in Eukaryota, Viridiplantae, Streptophyta, Magnoliopsida, Myrtales, Myrtaceae.
CCUGAGCUGGGCGGCCUCUCGAGAGAGAAAGAGAUCACAGGCGAAAAAAGGGAAGGAAACCCUUCAAAAACCUCCGGCAAUGGCGUCUUCGAAGGUCGUCUCCAGGUUAUCCUCUCGGCUACGCCCUCUCUCCCUCAAGCUCAACCAGUCCCCGCCGUGUCCCUCGGCUCCCUUCCAAUCCUCCGCCUCCGCUUCUUCCAGGCGCUUCUCUCGCGCCUUCUCCCGGUUGCCCUUGGAGUUGAGCGGCGGCGCCGUCGAGUCCUUGUUGCCUCUCCACAGCGCUAUCGCAUCGGCGAGGCUCCAGUCGAGCUUGGCGAUGGAGUCCCAGAGCUGGGGAUUAGUGCCUCAAGGAAUUUCAAUGCCUUUAUGACAGUCUAUGGGAGGAGCUACUUUUUGAGGAAGCCAGUUUUUCUUGGUUCGGGACGCUGAUUGCAUGUUGAGAUUUUUUAUUCAGUCUAGUUUAAACAGUUCAAAUUAAUGAACCGUUCUGGUAACUUCUACAAAGAUCUUUCUCUCUUCCUCACCAUCAAGCAUCAUGCUGCUUUAAUUCCUGUGCAGAAAUGAUGCAUGAGGAUCUGGUUUGAGUUUGAUAAGGAAUGAGCAUGACUUUAUGCAAACUGCCAAAUCAGUGUUGUAGAAUUUUGCCUUUCUUUUCCUUCCACCACUACAGGAAUAACUGUCAUUUUCCGAUAGCUCAAUUUGUAUGGUCACUGGUCAUUGAACAUAUAGGCUUCAGCAGAGUUUUAGGUGACAUAUUUUAGCAGUUGAAUGUUACACAUAAUCGGAUGGUCGACAAAAUAUUUGUUAAA